This is a messenger RNA of Ciona intestinalis (vase tunicate), 1612 nucleotides long. The record is from RefSeq and is a predicted model, not a curated record. Lineage: Eukaryota; Metazoa; Chordata; Ascidiacea; Phlebobranchia; Cionidae.
ACUCGCUUAAGAGCUUCAAGUCUUCACUCAACCAACUCAAGCAAGCAAACUUCAAUCAUGUCGGACUCAGAAGAAGAUCAGACCGCUCUGGUUUGCGACAACGGAUCAGGAUUAGUGAAAUCAGGAUUCGCCGGAGAUGACGCACCUCGUGCUGUCUUCCCAUCCAUCGUUGGUCGACCCCGCCACCAGGGUGUCAUGGUCGGUAUGGGACAAAAAGACAGCUACGUUGGUGACGAAGCACAAAGCAAGCGGGGUAUUCUUACCUUGAAAUACCCGAUUGAGCACGGUAUCAUCACCAACUGGGACGACAUGGAAAAGAUCUGGCAUCACACUUUCUAUAACGAGCUCCGUGUUGCUCCCGAAGAACACCCGACUCUGCUUACCGAAGCCCCACUUAACCCAAAGGCUAACCGAGAAAAAAUGACCCAGAUCAUGUUUGAAACCUUCAACGUACCGGCCAUGUAUGUAGCCAUCCAAGCCGUUCUUUCUUUAUACGCAUCUGGACGUACAACAGGUAUCGUCAUGGAUGCUGGAGACGGUGUUUCACAUAACGUUCCAAUCUACGAGGGAUACGCGCUCCCUCACGCCAUCGCCCGGUUGGAUUUAGCUGGACGAGAUCUUACUGAUUAUUUGAUGAAGAUUCUUACAGAGAGAGGCUACUCUUUCGUUACAACUGCCGAGCGUGAAAUCGUUCGAGAUAUCAAAGAGAAGCUCUGCUACGUGGCGCUCGACUUCGAGCAGGAGAUGGCCACCGCAGCAUCCUCCACCUCCCUAGAGAAGAGCUACGAACUUCCCGACGGUCAAGUCAUUACUAUCGGAAACGAGAGGUUCCGAUGCCCGGAAACUUUAUUCCAACCUUCCUUUAUCGGUAUGGAAUCUGCUGGAAUCCACGAGACCACCUACAACUCCAUCAUGAAGUGCGACAUUGACAUCCGAAAGGAUCUUUACGCCAACAACGUUCUCUCCGGAGGUACAACCAUGUACCCUGGUAUCGCUGACAGAAUGCAGAAGGAGAUCACUGCUCUUGCUCCCAGCACCAUGAAGAUCAAGAUCAUUGCCCCACCAGAGAGGAAAUACUCCGUCUGGAUCGGAGGAUCCAUCCUCGCAUCUCUCUCCACCUUCCAACAGAUGUGGAUCACCAAGCAAGAGUACGACGAAGCUGGCCCAUCCAUUGUCCACCGAAAAUGUUUCUAAAUAUUAAGUUUUUGGUGUCAUCAGUUUUUAUUAAAACAAUACAAACCGCUUUUUCACACAAAGAUUUUCGCUUGUUUUGUAGUAGGUUGAAUUUGUUUAGUAGUUACAGGUGUUUAGUUUCUAGUGUUAGAAAACCUAUGUCUUUUUUCGUUAUUAACCCAAAUUUAAGUAAAAUGUACAGGCAAAACGACCAACAGCAGUGAGUAUAUAUACCGUAACGGUUUGAUAGUUCGCAUAGAUUUACUGAUCUGGUCAUCAAAAUUUUGCAUAAUACAUAUAACAGUUGAAUAUACAUAUGGUACUUAUGCUGCUCGCCGGUUCUUUACAUUAUGAUCAUUGUGAUUUAAAACCGUCAAUGUUAGCUGUUUAUACACCAUCGCAGUGUUUCUUAUUACCAUCAUCUAUUUUCUGGCAUCGU